AUGAUCCAGGUAGUUGAUGGGUUUUCUAAUCGAUUUUCGAUUGAACAGAAUGCCGAAGAGGCCGCCGAGCUCAAGAAGAAGAGAACGUUCAGAAAGUUCUCGUACAGAGGCAUCGAUCUCGACCAACUGCUUGACAUCCCUUCGAACGAGCUCCUCACAAUCCUCCAUGCCCGCGCCCGCCGCCGAUUCAACCGCGGCCUGAAGCGCCGCCCGAUGGGCCUGAUCAAGAAACUGCGCAAGGCCAAGCAGAACGCCAAACCCAACGAGAAGCCCGACCUGGUCAAGACCCAUCUGCGGGACAUGAUCAUCGUGCCCGAGAUGAUUGGCAGCGUCAUCGGCAUCUACAGCGGCAAGGAGUUCAACCAGGUGGAAAUCAAGCCCGAGAUGGUCGGCCACUACCUGGGCGAGUUCUCGAUCAGUUACAAGCCCGUCAAGCACGGUCGACCCGGUAUCGGUGCCACACACUCUUCGCGGUUCAUCCCCUUGAAGUAG
This is a messenger RNA of Fonsecaea pedrosoi CBS 271.37, 492 nucleotides long. Its product is annotated as 40S ribosomal protein S15. The transcript has 2 exons. Lineage: Eukaryota; Fungi; Ascomycota; Eurotiomycetes; Chaetothyriales; Herpotrichiellaceae. The coding region runs from base 1 to 492 and encodes 163 amino acids. Gene Ontology annotation, biological process: ribosomal small subunit assembly; translation. The record is from RefSeq and is a predicted model, not a curated record. Gene Ontology annotation, molecular function: RNA binding; structural constituent of ribosome. Gene Ontology annotation, cellular component: cytosolic small ribosomal subunit; ribosome.